AUGGUGACCAAUUUCUCCCAAGCUGAGGCUGUGGAACUGUAUUACGAGAAUGUAAAUGGAUCCUGCAUUGAAACUCCUUAUUCGCCUGGUUCUCAAGCUAUCCUCUAUGCUGUCCUUGGUUUUGGGGCUGUGCUGGCAGUGUUUGGAAACUUGCUGGUCAUGAUUGCUAUCCUUCACUUCCGACAACUGCACACACCUACCAACUUUCUGAUCACCUCGCUGGCCUGUGCUGACUUAUUGGUGGGAGUCACAGUAAUGCCCUUCAGCACAGUGAGGUCUGUGGAGAGCUGUUGGUACUUUGGGGAGAGUUACUGUAAAUUCCAUACAUGUUUUGAUACAUCCUUCUGUUUUGCUUCUUUAUUUCAUUUAUGCUGCAUCUCUGUGGAUAGAUACAUUGCUGUUACUGAUCCUCUGACCUAUCCAACCAAGUUUACUGUAUCAGUUUCAGGAAUAUGCAUUAUUCUUUCCUGGUUCUUUUCUGUCACAUACAGCUUUUCGAUCUUUUACAUGGGGGCCAGCGAAGAAGGGAUUGAGGAAUUAGUAGUUGCUCUCACCUGUGUAGGACGCUGUCAGGCUCCACUGACUCAAAACUGGAUCCUACUUUGUUUUCUUCUAUUCUUUAUCACCACUGUCGCCAUGGUGUUUAUAUACAGUAAGAUAUUUUUGGUGGCCAAGCAUCAGGCUAGGAAGAUAGAAAGUACAGCCAGCCAAGCUCAGUCCUCCUCAGAGAGUUACAAGGAAAGAGUCGCAAAAAGAGAGAGAAAGGCUGCCAAAACCUUGGGUAUUGCUAUGGCAGCAUUUCUCAUCUCUUGGCUACAGUGAUUCAUUGACGCAGUGAUUGAUGCUUAUAUGAAUUUUAUAACUCCUCCUUAUAUUUAUGAGAUUUUAGUGUGGUGUGUGUAUUAUAAUUCAGCUAUGAAUCCCUUGAUAUAUGCUUUCUUUUACCCCUGGUUUUGGAAGGCAAUAAACAUCAUAAGUGGCAAGGUCUUAAGGAGUGAUUCAUUAACAACUAAUUUAUUUUCUGAUGAAGCAGAGACAGAUUAA
Molecule: messenger RNA, 1044 nt
Organism: Sapajus apella (tufted capuchin)
Lineage: Eukaryota; Metazoa; Chordata; Mammalia; Primates; Cebidae
Gene: TAAR9
Product: trace amine associated receptor 9
Biological process (GO): G protein-coupled receptor signaling pathway
Cellular component (GO): membrane
Molecular function (GO): trace-amine receptor activity
Source: RefSeq, a predicted model, not a curated record